Molecule: messenger RNA, 399 nt
Organism: Podospora bellae-mahoneyi
Lineage: Eukaryota; Fungi; Ascomycota; Sordariomycetes; Sordariales; Podosporaceae
Exons: 2
Coding region: 1-399 (132 amino acids)
Source: RefSeq, a predicted model, not a curated record
AUGCUCGGCCCAGCCCCUGUCCUUCGGUGUCGCGCUCAUCGUCUAGUUGAGCUCAGCUCCCGCCGCGAGAAAAGGGGGGAAAAAAGGAAGAAAACAGCGGUCCCGGCGGAGCAAAAGGAUACACUGGAGCUGCUCCGCAUCCUGGCCGCCCAAGCUGACGGCGCUGUCGGCGCGAAGGCGGUAGAAGCCGCCGCCAGCCAUGGUAUUUCUAUCGGGUCUGUCGACGUAACGGACAAGGCCAGGCUGCGGAGCGGCAAUCUCGUCAGCACUGCCUGGAAAGAGGAGAUGAAUCCUCCCCAGACUGACAGCACCGUGGCUAUCAGCUCCCUGCGCGCCGGAGGCGAGUCGCGUGUCACGGCUGGCAACACGUACGCAGAGAAAGAAAGUUUCUGGAACUGA